AUGUCAGUGACCUACUUAAGUCAGUGCCAACAAGACAACUGGUCAUUUCAGGAUUUUCACUAGUGGACUAAACACCAGCAGUGAAUUUUCUGAAAUUAUUUAUUUUUUAAUAACAUCUUUUUUAUUAGAAUGGCGUUUCACUCAUUUGCCAACAAAGGGUAAGAAUCUUUAACUUGUGGGUAGUAUUUCAAGAAGGUGCAUCUGUUGGUAUAAUGUGGCUGCUCUCUGACAUCACGUUCAUACAAAAUCAUUUUGUGAGAGCGCAUCUACAUUGUAUUCUGAUUUAUCUGUUGAGACUCACCAAAUGCAAAAUUAAACAAUUAAAUUGUCAUUUCUCUUGUGAUUUUAAUUGUAGAAAUAUCAACUUCUUCAGAAAACUUUGCAUUAGAUCAAAACAGGCAUGUGAUCCUGUCCCGGUCGACAUAGAGAAAGGGGAAAAAGAGAGAAGGGCACCGUGUACACUCCUCUGUGCGAAGGCUACGCUGGCCAUCCUUCUCCUGAUCAAAUUCGUCCAUUACGUGGACACAUAUCUAGCUGAAGGUGUUAUGCCGUUGAUUGAAGCAGAAUAUGAACUCUCCAUUGACAAAGUUGCGAGAGUAGAAACAGGUUUUGCUAUUGUUUUUGCCUUGGUCAAUCCAUUCUUUGGACAUCUAUCAGAUCAGAUCAGCCGGUGGACCCUCAUGUGUCUGGGAGUAACGUAUUGGACUCUGUUUGUCGCGAGCUGUUCCGUAAUUCCCCAGGAGUGGGGUUGGACCAUCCCUUUUAUACGGUGUGCUGUGGCCGCAAUAGAAAGUUUUUUUGCAGGCAUUUCCCUGACCCUGAUUGAUGACCUGUUCCCACCUGAAAAGCGACGAGGGACUUUAAUCAAGUUUAACAAUUUCAGCUAUAUAAUGGGUGCCUUAGGGAUCGUUGUGGGAGCAAUUGUGCCAAGCUACUUAGGCUCAAACUGGCGUUUUGCACUGCAGCUAGUUGCAGUCGCUGGAUUAGCGUGCCUAGUGCUGCUAAUCUGUGUGAAGAAGGAACCACCUAGAUACUAUACCGAGGACCACAGUGAUGACCCUCAGAUGCAGAUCCUCAGUUUCCAAUAUAUUUGGAAGUUGACCUCCUCCUUCUUCAAAAAUCUGAGGAUUUUAUCUAAAACACGGAGCUUUGUUUUUCUCACCUUGGCUUCAUGGUCCGUGAAUUUCAUUAAUGAAGCCAUGUUUGCCGUUGUUCCUGAUUUCCUGAACCGAACCAGGGCCGUGACAAGCAGUUCGUUUCCCUGUCUGUUGCCAGAUUGUUACUACAGCGACUUUAUGUUCUAUGGUUUGAUUAAAUACGCGGCUGACAUCGUGGGGAUACAAAUAGGAAUGGUGAUCAUCACUCGGUGGUUCAAGAUGUAUCCAUCCGCUGAUCGACUGGUAUCCGGUUUAGGACUUAUGGCCUCUGGAUGUUUCAUUUGCAUCUUCUUUUUCACUGUACAAAGCAGCUUUACCCUUGCCUAUGGGUCCGUCUUUGUAGGUGGCGUUCUACUGAAUAUAAACCAGGCUGUAGCUACUGACAUGAUACUGUCGGUAGUAAUGCCAAAUUCCCGUGGCACAGCAAUAGCCUUGCAGUCUAUUAUAGCACAGUUAGCAGGAGGGGUAUGUGCCCCAUUUAUCAUUCAGAAGAUUUCUGAUGCGAUCCAGAUGUGGCAACCAGAAACCAGCCCAAUGCACUGCUUGCAAUAUGCCUUGAUAAUAUUGGCAAUUCUGGCAUUGAUUGGAGGAUGCUUCUUCCUCUGUACAAACUUUUGUAUUGAAGAGGAUCGGAAAGUAGUUGAACAGGCCCGCGCCCCAAGCCCACCACCUGAAUUGAACCUACAGGACAUACUGGUGUACGACUCUGAAGAUCCUGGAUAUGCUGCUCAGCCUUCUCUAGAAUUGGCUCCUGAGUCUCCAGAUCCUGCUCCAGAACUACCUGCUCAGCCUGCAGAUCUUGAUACAUGCCGGUUCUGCUGCUUUCCGUUUCUAGGACUGGCUCCUAAGCUUUCAAAUCCUUCUCCAGAGAUACCUGCUCAGCCUCCAGAUCCUUCUGUAGGACUGGCUCCCGAGGCUCCAGAUCCUGCUCCAGAACUACCUGCUGAGCCUCCAGAUCCUGAUACAUGCAGGUCCUGCUGCUUUCCCUUUCCUAGGACUGGCUCCUGAGUUUCCAGAUCCUGCUUCGGAGAUGCCUGCUCAUCCUCCAGGAGGAGAAAACUAUAGACAGGGAGAAUACCUGAACAUAUAGCAUAGGAACCAGGACUGUAACUGGAGUUAACCACACACUAGGAAGUGGGCAUGGUGGAAGCCCAGGGGGAUACCCAUACACAACUGGAGAUGACAUAGUGAUAUUGCAGGUUUAAUGGCAACAGAAGAUAAUAACAGGAACAGGCAAAAAUCGAAAACAAGGUCAAGCCAAGGUCGUUACCAUUAAAUCCAGGAGGGCAAGGAAUGCUGGAACAAGAACACUGGAUAAAUAAAUAAAGCAUUCAUUGCACAGAUACGUCAUUUAUG
Messenger RNA from Xenopus laevis (African clawed frog), 2513 nucleotides. RefSeq names its product protein spinster homolog 1-like. Lineage: Eukaryota; Metazoa; Chordata; Amphibia; Anura; Pipidae. The coding region runs from base 213 to 2165 and encodes 650 amino acids. The record is from RefSeq and is a predicted model, not a curated record. The transcript has 12 exons.